This is a messenger RNA of Doryrhamphus excisus (bluestripe pipefish), 5338 nucleotides long. The record is from RefSeq and is a predicted model, not a curated record. Lineage: Eukaryota; Metazoa; Chordata; Actinopteri; Syngnathiformes; Syngnathidae.
AAAACCUUAACUCCACUCAGGCGUGAGGAAGACCAAAGUUCAUCUUAGGCGCCAUCUUUCACAACGGAACAGGUAUGAUUGACACUGCUGGGCUGUUGCCUGGAAAGUAGGUUGAACUUUGGUGACAGUGUGAUGGUAAACUCAUACUGGGGGCCCUAGUUUCAAAACUAGUGCAUCAUUUAUCCUCUAAAACAGGGGUCGGGAACCUUUUUGGCUAAGAGAGCCAUGAAGGCCAGAUAUUUUAAAAUGUGUAUCUGUGAGAGCCAUAUACAUUUUUUUAAACAUUGAAUGCAAUAAAAUGUGUGCAUUUUUAUGUAAGACCAACAGUUUUAGAUAUAAUGGGCUCUAAUUACGUAGACCAGGCACACUACCCCACGCCAAUGGGGUGUGGCCAGCACACUUUCGUGAGCAGUGCAGUGUCCAAUAAUAAAUCAAAUACUUGCUGCCAUUAAUGCAACUUCUGCUGCUGCAUAGUUUUGAACCGUAUUCAGUACACGUAUUUCAUUCUUUUGGCCAUCUUCGUCAGAAGGCUUAGUUCUGCAGCUUUAGCUAGGUGACUAUUUGACUAAAGGAGGAAAGUUUAUAUUUACAUGUUGACAUCUUAAUGACCGAGGUAGACUACCGCAUUACCCAGUAAUAAUCAAGUUUUGGUGUUUGACCUGGAAAAUAUCAUCAAGAAAGAUGGAUAUGGUCGGCCAUAUUGCAGUAGAAAAUAGAUGGACGAAUUAAAAUGCAUAAGAAAGUUUUGAUUUUUAAUAUUAUUUUUAACAGUGAUUUCUGUGACUUUUCUGUGACUUUAAAAUGUUAGUAAACAUACAUUUUUAUUGUGGUAAAUGCUUGAGAGCCAGAUGUUCCCUACCUCUGCUCUAAAAGCUUCAGAAUAGCAGUUGGGGCCCAGAAAUAAUAAGUCAUAGACGUGUUUUAAGAAUUCAAAUACAAAUGCUCUGAGUUGAGUUCAGAGCUAUAAUAAUAAUGCUAUGCGUGCUUAUUUUUUUUGUUUCCUAAAAUAGAAGGAAUGGAAAAACCUGGGCACAAAAUGUUCUGCAUAUAAAAAAAAAAAAAAAAAAUCUACCAUGCCUUGCCUCCAAACAGGCUUUUCCUGCCUUGAGGAAUUCCUCAUCAGUCCUUUUCUAAACAUCUGCAAAGUCUGACGCUUGAGUGCAAUUAGAAGCAAACAGGAAUUUAGCUAACAGUAUCCGCCCUCACAACGAUUAAAAUCUCUGCCCAGCUUCGCUCCUAUGCCAUUCACUGAAACUGGUUGAAGAAUUCACUGUGGACGCUUUAAUCGUGGAAGGAUUUUAAGUCGUCGGCCAAAACCAGGAUUUCUGAGCUUCGGUGGAAAUGACCUGUUGACAAGGCAAUUCAAACUUGAAUGCAUUGUGACUGUCGGUGCUAAUAAUCUUGAUCUUCUGUCUCUUUAUUGUUUUAUUACUCGGGCCAUUCAACCGGUUUCAUUUUUACGUCCAGAUCUGUGGAAUAUGAACGGUUGUAAAAAGAAGCAAAAGCAAUCUUUCCUGAAAAGGGACCUCAUCCGAUGCCUUUCAGUUUCUUGCAAUCGGUGGCGUGAGUCGUGUGUGCGCGCGUGACUGUAGUGUAAUCAUGGGCGAAUGGACCUUUCUCCACGGGCUCUUUAACCACCUCCAGGCCCACUCGCCCUUGCUGGGUCGCUUCUGGCUUCUGCUCAUGCUGGUCUUCAGGAUCUUGGUCCUAGGAACUGUGGCCAGCGACCUGUUUGAGGACGAGCAAGAGGAGUUCUCGUGUAACACGCUCCAGCCGGGAUGCAAGCAGGUUUGCUACGACCAGGCCUUUCCCAUCUCCCAGUACCGUUUCUGGGUCUUUCACAUCAUCCUCAUCGCCACGCCAUCCUUGCUCUUUCUCAUGUACGCCAUGCAUCACGACAACAAGAAGACUAAUGGAUCCAGGUCUUUCCCGGCCUACAAGGAAUGUCAGCAGUUAAGGAGGUUGUAUAUUAUCAACGUUGCGUUCCGCAUUUUUGCAGAAGUUGGCUUUCUCCUUGUGCAGUGGUGGCUGUACGGCUUCAAGGUAGAGGCCCAGUACCCCUGCCACCGCUUCCCUUGCCCCUACACCGUGGACUGCUUCACCUCACGCCCGGCCGAGAAAACCGUCUUCCUUUGCUUCUACUUUGCCAUCGGAGUCUUGGCGGCCAUCUCCAGCUGUGUGGAACUUCUCUACAGCUCCGCCAAGUGGUUCUGCUCUAGUCGAGAGGAGUAUGCCACGCAAAGCAGCCACAGCUACAAACCGGGGGAGGUUUCGGAGAAGCCCUCGAAGGAGAGCACGUCCGGCAGUGUGAAGGUGAAGCGAGGGUCGCAGAGGAGCAGCAGGAAGGGCAGCAGGAUGAAGCAGAAGAACGGCAAAGACGUCAGCAGUAAGACGCUCAUGGUGUGACACUUAAGAAUUCUCGCUUGUUGACAUUUAUCUCCGAGUGAGUCAUAAGUACUUGUCCUGCUAGUCCUGAGAUGAGGAAAUAAGCCAUAAGGGAAAAUCCUCUAAGGAGGUUUUGAUGAGCUUGAUUAGCUGUCGUCCGACUCUUAUGACCAGAAGCGGCCUGUGGGGUUGUUACACCCAUCCUCUAAUGUACUUUGCAAUGUUAUGCAAUUUGUUAUAAAAAGUCGUUCUCACAUUGUCUGGAUUCAGGGUGUGUUUUCAAGGAAAUGUCAUGGCGCUACUGAGUUUUAUUUUCAUUUGGUAAAGCUCUCUGUGUAGAAUAUACAGAUUAUACAGAGUUAUUUGUGGUCGAUGGAUAUUAUCGAUCAAAAUUGAGUCUGUGCUGUAUAUUGUGGCCAUUUUCCAACAAACUUUCUUUUUGUUAACUCUUGUAGUUCUUUGUUUGUUGGGUUGUGAUGUCCUUUCAUGCACUGGAAACGACACACACUGUUAAAUAUACUGUAUUUAACUUGACAAUAUGCUUUUUUUUGUUGUUUUUACCCCCGCCAGGCUUGAAUUUUAGGUUUUCUGAGAAAACUUAAAAAUUCUGUUUUCCUGAGAAAACUUAAAAAUUCUUUAUUUUGAAAAAAUAAAAUAAAAUUCUUAGUUUUUUGAGAGAACUUAAAAUAAAUGUAAGUCUAAAUUGAACAGACAUAUUUUAUAUGCAUACUCUAAUUACUAAUUACUAUUACUAAUUAUUAAAAUACUUUUAGGGCCAUAGAGGAGGUAAGAAAAUAAAAAAGUCUGAGGGAAAUUAUGAGAAUUAAGGAUAAAAGUACAGAAAUGUUGAAAUAUUACAAAGGAAAAAAUUAUUUUAUGACCCAAUUUUCAUCUAUAAAUGAGGUGCAAAUAAAGAUGUAAUAGCUUGAAUUCGAAAAAGCCUUCAAAAGCAUGUGUUAUUGUUCACAAUAUAACUUUACUCUCAUAGCAUUCCAACUUUUCUUGUAGCACCCCUACAAGCUUCCUGCUUUCUCUUUUUGCCAUCCAUAGGUGGCAGCAGUGUAACACGCAUUCCUAUUUUCUAUCAGAUGACUUCAUUACGGCCCUUAAAAUGACAACGCUUUAGAUCCCAGCACGAUAACGAUAAGGCUCUAUUCUUAUUCCACCAUCUAUAAACCUCAUUUGGCUUACUUCCUGCCACAUCUGGAAUGGGGACAAUCAAAGGAGACUUGAGUAGUGACACAUCCAAAUAGUCUAAAUACACUCCAAAGAAGCUUAUUUCCCUCCCGGAAAUGCACACACAUCAUGCUGUUCCCUGAAUGCAUCAUAUAUGCAGAUAUGCCAGGCUUUGAUGUGCAUGGAGGAGAAUAGGAGAUGUUAUAUAAACAGCAGAGGAGGAUUACUGUCAAAACUUUCUGCUUGUCUCCUCUACUUUUUUUUUUUUUGUAUAGCUUGACUCUAUAGCUUUUUAUCAUCAUUCUUUUCUUCAUCUGUGCCAUACUUGACUUUCUUUUUUGCAUGUGGGCAGGCCUGCUCUCACAGCAGGAGCCCGCCUUAAAAAGCAAAUGUAGGUCAUCUGUCGUCUGCUUCUUUCACACUGACGAUAUUUUUUUAACUCGACAAGUCUACCCCCCCAACCCCAUCACUCUUUCUUUUUUUUUCCCCUUGCUUGCAGCUUUGAGUGAGACAUUAAUAAGACGCAAACCUGCCUUCACCCAAACUUCUACUGAGCACCUCCCAUUCUGCUCAGUCAUACCAGUUUAUGUCUUAUGUCCAUGCAAGCAAUGCAAACACGGGCAAGCUCUGGCCUAGCUAUAGCAUUGUUUGUAUCUAAACUCAUUAGGCCGCUUGCUAAAUGCAAUCUUUCUAACACGAUUUCACCCAAAACAUUAUCUAAUGGUGCCAUACACAUGCAUAGAUAAAUAAUGUUCUGCAUACAACUUGACAUCAGGCUAAAAUGGAGGACCGGAGUGCUGCUUGUCACAAGUACGAGGAAGAGUACGGUAAUUUAGUUUAUCUGCAGAUUUCUGUUCUCUGUUUCAAAAUGUAAUUAUUUUUUCUGUUAUCUUCAAUAGAAAAUACUUUGAACCAGCUGAGGGCGCUGCCUCUCAGGUUGAGUCAACAUUUUCCAGCAGGAAGAUGCGUUGACAGCAGGGUUGUAAAGUACUUUGAACCAGCAGAGGGCGCUGUCUCUCAGGUUGAGUCAACAUUUUCCAGCAGGAAGAUGCGUUGACAGCAGGGUUGUGACCUGCAGUGAUUGGCGGGGAAAAAAAACACACCCGAUAUUUAUACCGUAGAUGAUCAUCAGGCAUGGGGGACAAAACUACACAUUCACGCCCAGCCAUCUAUGACGUCCUGCAUACCCGCCAGGCUGCCAACCAGCAUACUGGAGAUGCUGCCAGUAAAUUGGACUCCCAUUAUCUGCAUACAUCAUACACACCAACACUUGGUAAGAUUACAGUGUGAAGCUGUGCAGAUAUGUAUUGUUUACCGUUGAACCCCCUCCACCUAUGAACGCUACUACACUAGUACAGUAAACCUCGGAUAUAUCGGACUCGGAUAUAUCGGAAAUUCGCUCACAACGGACAGAUAAAAAAGAACCGAUUUUUCUGUAAUGCAUUUCCAAUAAAAAUUCCUUGCAUAUAUCGGAUUUUUUAUAACGGAUUUGGCCUAUUUCGGACAAAAUCUCCAGUCCCGUUCAUUCAUUCAUUUUCUACCGCUUUUCCUCACGAGGGUCGCGGGGGGUGCUGGAGCCUAUCCCAGAGCCUGGCCUGCGUGCUAAUCACUCGUCCACUGUGCAGUCCACUUUGUGGAUCAUUUGUAUAGUAAAUUUGUUCAUUCAUUCAUUCAUUUUCUACGGUCGCGGAGGGUGCUGGAGCCUAUCCCAGCUGUCUUCUGGUCAUACGUAAGGCGGGGUACACCCUAGACUGGUCGCCAGCCAAUCACAGGGCAC